UGCUUUUUCUGCUUCAUCUUCGGGACUGUGAGUGUGAGGAGCAAGAAGGAAUGACUUCUCCAGGCUUAUUUUGUUUAGUUUUGAUUUUGGGUGAGUUUGCAGGACACCAAGACUGCUGAAGAACUUGGGCUCUCCUGCCUUCAAGGGGGAAAAGGAUCUUUGCAUGGGAGGCCUAUCCAAUGUUUGAGGGACAGCAUGCUAGCCAGGUCCUUCAGUGUGCUGUCUCCAUGGAGGCAGGGGAUGGAGAUCCAUGUGGCAGCACAGCCACAAGGGUUAUUGAUGUGUUGGAAACCAUGAAAGCCCCUGAGAAUGGUCACACAGGAACUGGGACUUCUCCAGAAAGGUGGUGGGAUUGAUAACCCAACUGAAGUGCAACUGCACCAACACCCACAGCGUGGUCACCAGCAGGAGAAGGAUCUAGAAGGCACUGUGCAUCAGGAAAGCUGUGACACGGUUGCCAGCAGAGAGUCAUGUGGGAUGACUCAAACAAAUGGAUUGCUGCAAUGGAUGGGGGUAACUUUCCAUGAUUUACCAGCAGCCCUGGCUAACUGGGAGGUCCCAGCUGACUGGAAGUGAGCAGAUGUGACACACAGCUUCUUGUGAAGAGCAGGAAGGAGGAUUUUGGGAACUACAGGGCUGUCAGUCAAGUGACAGGAGCAGAUCACCCAAGUGCCUUCACGCAGCACCAACAGGGCAGUCAGGAUCUGGAGCAGCCAGUGUGGGUUUGUGACAUGCAGGUCCUGCCUGAUCAACCGGAUCUCCUUCUGUGACAAGGUCACCUGUUUUGGCAGGUGAAGGAGAGGCCGUGGGUGUGUCUUUCUGGACUUUGGCAUGGCCUUUGACUCCACUUUUUCGUGGCAGGGGCUGAAGUCACCGUCCCUGGAGGGAUUUAAAAGCGUGGCACUUGGGGACAUGGGUUAGCGACGGCCUUGGCAGUGUGGGGUUGGCCUUACAGGGCUUUUCCAACCUAAACGAUUCCAUGAUUCUGUGAUUUUAUUAUCCCCUCAGAGGAUUAAUCCCACCACUAAUGCAGCUUUUCACUCGCAAAGCGCUUUAGAGGAAGUUGUGCCAGGAGAGUGCGUGGAGAGAGAAACUGAAAGUGCUGAGCAGGAGCAGCUGCCCUCCUGCUUCCAGCCUCUCCCAGCCCGUGCAGUAGGAGUGGGUUUCCCAACUUCUUGGUUUAUGGGAGUAUUUUGGGAAAAACACAAGAGCUCCGUGACCGUGCAGUUUCCCAGGCGUGAAACCAGGGCAUUUCAACUUUCCUAUUGGUCCAUUGAAAUCCAGGAGGAGCAGCCCGCCAGCAUCCCUGGUGCCAAACCACGGUAGCUGUCCAAGCAGAUACGUUGGGUUUGCGUGGCUUGGCUGCGUUGCGGCGCCCGUGCAGCCUACCCAUGAGCUCAGACUUCCAGCAUUACAGUUUCAGGAUGCCGAACAUCGGGUUCCAGAACCUUCCUCUCAACAUAUACAUCGUGGUUUUCGGCACAGCCAUCUUCGUCUUCAUCCUCAGCUUGCUCUUCUGUUGCUACUUGAUCAGGCUCAGGCAUCAGGCACACAAAGAGCUUUACGCCUACAAACAGGUCAUACUCAAGGAGAAGGUGAAGGAGCUGAACCUCCAUGAGAUCUGUGCCGUGUGCCUGGAGGAGUUCAAGCCCAAGGACGAGCUGGGGAUCUGUCCCUGCAAACAUGCCUUCCACAGGAAGUGCCUCAUCAAGUGGCUGGAGGUGCGCAAGGUGUGUCCCCUGUGUAACAUGCCGGUGCUGCAGCUGGCGCAGCUGCACGGCAAGCCGGACCCGGGCCCGCCGCAGGGGCCGCUGCCCGGCUCCCAGAACAUCGUAUAGUCCCUGCCGGGCCCGGCCCGCGGCGCUCGGACACAACCAAAGCACUUGGGCCGCAGCUGAGCAGCCCCGAAUCCCGCCGGGAUGAAGCCCGGGCUCGGAUCCUCCGCCAGGGCCACCAGGGGACUCGGCAUCCUGGGCACGCCAUCCUUCUUCCAGCACCUCCCUUCCCCAGCCCCGCGGCCGCCGGGGAGCGGCGCGGUGGCACCCAGAGACCUCCGGAGCAGCGCCGCGGCCCCCGGCAUCGCGGCCGCUUCCCGCUCCCUCCUCUUCGCCUUCGGUUCCUUUGCCUUCGCGGUUCCCGGCAGGAAAUGCGGUCUCGCCCCUGGAGUCGCGCUGCGGGUCGGUGUCCCCUCGGCACCCGGUGUCACCCCCGGGGGUGGCUGUAAGGGGUGUCCCGGGUUUGGAUUCCUCCUCUCCCUCUCGAGGGUGGCUGUCCCUCCUCCUCGGCUACCUCAGGGGUCUGGAGCUCCUGUGAGGGGCACCGUGCUGGCCUCAGCAGCAGCAGGAGAGCCACGGCGGGGGGGGCAGGCAGAAAUCCCGGCCUUUGGGACGGUCCCGUCGCUUCCAGCCUGGCCCCGGGGCUCUGCGGGCAGCGGUUCCCCUUGCCAAAGCACCCAACCCCCUGUCCUCUCCGACCACGGGUUUUGGGUGUCCCCUGCCAUCGUCACCAGGCGCAUUCCCGGCCUUGGGGAGGGGGUGUCAGUAUUACACGGCUUUCCCGGGCAGGGCUGGGGGGGCUCCUGGUGCUGUCCCCCCUCCCCAGAAAAACCCGGGACUGUUUAUGGAGCGUGGAGCCUCAUAGACGUGUUUGUACACUACAAAUUCUGCAGCAGAAUAUUUUUUAAAACAUUCGCUGGUUUUGGUUUUUGGUUUUUUGGUUUUUUUUUUUUCCUCUGUUUGUUUGGUUUUUUUGUAAGCUCUAUUUUUGUAUAUUUAAUUGCUAUUUGAAAAUUCUAAUAAUGCGUCUUUUUUGCUAAUCACACUCUUCUUAAGGAAAAAACAGGAAAGAAAAAAAAAACAAACAAAAACAACCAAGAGUUUGCAUGUGAUUUGACUUGAAAUGUAAAUAAAAGCAGGUUUUGGAAG
Passer montanus (Eurasian tree sparrow) is the source of this 2924-nucleotide messenger RNA. RefSeq names its product ring finger protein 24 (gene RNF24). Lineage: Eukaryota; Metazoa; Chordata; Aves; Passeriformes; Passeridae. The record is from RefSeq and is a predicted model, not a curated record. Gene Ontology annotation, cellular component: endomembrane system. The transcript is spliced from 7 exons. Gene Ontology annotation, molecular function: ubiquitin protein ligase activity; zinc ion binding. Bases 1392 to 1838 code for a protein of 148 amino acids.